This is a messenger RNA of Alternaria postmessia, 621 nucleotides long. RefSeq lists its product as uncharacterized. The transcript is spliced from 2 exons. Bases 1 to 621 code for a protein of 206 amino acids. Lineage: Eukaryota; Fungi; Ascomycota; Dothideomycetes; Pleosporales; Pleosporaceae. The record is from RefSeq and is a predicted model, not a curated record.
AUGAGAUCCAUCAAGCGGAUACACCCGACGAGCGACGAGACUCCGCCGUGGGCAGGCAUGGCUUUCACUCAGCCACUCGAUUCUGAUGCUCUACACGAACUUCUGAAAAGCCAAUAUCCACAAUGUACCAGUAUGCGCCAGCGGAAGCAUUUGGCCGCCAUAGACUUUUUGAACCGCGAACUUGAGUCGAUGCAGAACGAAGCUAUGCUUCUUCAAGCGUCCCAUCCGGGUCCCGAGGAACUGGACGUGUGCAAGCAUCAAAGAAGCCUUUCGCCUUCCCUGUCACAUAGCAAUUCGUAUAGGUCGCCGGCACUUGUGGAGCAUCAUCCACAGCAAUCUCCUACCAUCACCAAGAUUGCAACUGGUCAGCAACAUGUGUUCAGUAUUGUGGAUGGGGGCCUUGCGGUUCAGCCGAAGAAGAAGCGCAAGAUGACACCCGCAGAACGAUCUGCCUAUAAGACUACAAGAAAAAUCGGUGCUUGUGAUAAGUGCAAGCGCCAGAAGGGCAAGUGCACUCACGUCAUUGCAACCCUCAUGCCUGUAGGAAAGACCUUGCGGGAUGACGACAUUACCUUGCAAAGGUCAGUAGUGAUGUUGAAUGUCAGUAAUCAGCUAUCAUAA